Molecule: messenger RNA, 2156 nt
Organism: Penaeus chinensis
Lineage: Eukaryota; Metazoa; Arthropoda; Malacostraca; Decapoda; Penaeidae
Product: muscarinic acetylcholine receptor gar-2-like
Exons: 7
Coding region: 84-1922 (612 amino acids)
Biological process (GO): adenylate cyclase-activating adrenergic receptor signaling pathway
Cellular component (GO): membrane
Molecular function (GO): G protein-coupled receptor activity
Source: RefSeq, a predicted model, not a curated record
GGGAGAGGCCGUUCGCUCGGAUUUUGUAUCAGGAAAUCGGACAUAAAGCAUGUAAAGCAAUUCAAAAAGGAAGAAAACGAGUCAUGGAAAAUGAUGUCAUAGAAAACGGGAUACAUUUCACACCGGGGGACCCUCGUGGUAUUUACGGCGCUUGUAAAGAUGUCAACAUUUCUUACAUCUACCAUGUGGAGGGCACAUGUGAUGGCCGGAUGUCCCUCCCACUCAUGAUCGUCAUGUUGGUUCUGGGAUUCAUCACAUUCUUCGUCAACCUCGGAGUCAUCAUCAGAACCAUCAAGAUCCUGCGUCACGGUCAUGACAACAAACCCGCCUUCUAUUUUAUAGGAAAUCUCGCCCUAAGUGACCUGGCUAUUGGUCUAUAUGUGAUUAUUGCUUUUCUGAUGCACAUGACUCGCAGAGGUGACCUUUGGCAGCAGACAACGUGUACAUUGCAAAUAGCCGUUGCGGUGACAGCCUGUCAGGAGACAAUCUUCACCAUUGUACUGAUAGCGGUAGACAAAUACCUCUAUAUCUGCCACGGCCUCAAGUAUCACCAGAUUGUAACAACCAACAGAGUAUAUGCUGCCGUCAUGGUCUCCUGGGUUCUGUCCCUUAUCAUAGGUUGGCUUCCGGCCAUGGGGAUGCAGAUGAGCUGGGAGGACUCGUGCAGUCGCUGUGCUUUCGCUCAAGUUAUAUCGCCGAACUUCUCCAUUAUAUUUUUCAUCACGUCUGUGGCUUUUCCCUACGCCGUGGUGGUGACGCUGUACUCGAUGCUGCUCGUGCUGGCGAUCAAGAUGCAGAAGUCGCGCUACGGAGGCUCCUACACCGGCAGGUCCUCCGCCAGGUCGUCGAACUUCAGACUCUCUCUCAUGUCGAAGAAGUCCACCAAGUCGACCAAGUCCAACUCAACAACCACCACGACCAGCUCCUCGAGUGGAACCCUGAAGAAGGCUGGCCGGCGGCAGAUGCGGCGGAAGGCCCUGGAGGAGUACAAGGCUACCCUGCCGGACUUCGCCGAGCGGGACGUGACGACCAAGCUGAUUGCGCACAGGUCGGUGUCCGGGGAGGAGGAGGCGACGGCGGGCGGGCCAAAGGAAGGGGGAGGUAAUGCUGUGGUGGAUGGCUUUAACGCCGAAGGAGGAGGGAAACAGGAAAAUCAAGUCUUGUACAAAAAUGCGGAUGAAGAUCAGACGAGAGAUUCACAAGAAAAUGGGAAUAAAGUGGACAGACCUUAUACUACUGAGGAAGAAAUUCCAUACAUUUCGCCAAAGAACGCUGAAGAUGAUAUCGAAAGUGAACGAGAAGAUUGUGUGAAUGAAGGAAUGGUAGAACAGGAUGAAGUAGUGACAAAUACGGACGAAGUACAAGAUGAAGAAAAGGACGACAACCAUACUGAUCAAGAACAAGAACAGGAACAAGAACGCUCGUCGGCGAACAUAGAGAACUCUCCCGAACCUCAUGAAACGGACGAAAAAUCGGGUAACCGGGACAGUAUUGAGUCUUCAGAAGUAUCCUCUCCUCCAAAGAUGACGGACGAAGAAAACGGCGACGCAAAGAAAACGGAAGACAGCACAUCUAGAAGGAGGACUUGGCUACCCACGAAAUACUUCAAUCGAGUCAUGACAGACACGAGAGACAAAGUCCUCUUCCUCAAGAAAUGUCGAGCCGUCAAAACUGUCAUCCUCAUCAUCGGUUCAUUUACAGCUACAUACGUCCCCUUCGUUGUAGGCGUCAUGGUCUAUUGCCUCGAAGAGAAGAAAAGGGAAUGCCUUUUACACCUGCUGAACACCUUGCUGUACUGCGGCGUUGUGGCGAACUCCCUGGCCAACCCGAUGCUGUAUGCUUACGGGUACAGAGAAUUCAGGCUCAAGACUAGGAGGUUUAAGGGCGUCUUUGCGAGGGAGAGAACGAGGGUCGUGGCUUGAUUUGUUUUAUAAUCAAACAGAACUGUUUAUAUUAAGGUAUUGUAAAUAUUUUGAAGUUCGGGCGCGGUAGAAAUUGGCUAGAGUCCCCAACUCAAGCCAACAAACUUGGUGGACUCCAUGGGGGUUAUGGGCAUUUUUGUAAAGUAAAAAUAUAAUGAAAAAAUGGUAAACUCGAGCCAAGUAGCAAAUAGAAAAAAAACCCUGGGGAUCUUUUCCGUUUGGCGUACAGCGCUA